Cladophialophora yegresii CBS 114405 is the source of this 1731-nucleotide messenger RNA. RefSeq lists its product as uncharacterized. NCBI's taxonomy places the organism in Eukaryota, Fungi, Ascomycota, Eurotiomycetes, Chaetothyriales, Herpotrichiellaceae. Gene Ontology annotation, molecular function: medium-chain fatty acid-CoA ligase activity. Bases 1 to 1731 code for a protein of 576 amino acids. Gene Ontology annotation, biological process: fatty acid metabolic process. The record is from RefSeq and is a predicted model, not a curated record. The transcript has a single exon.
AUGCCGCCAUCCCAGUCUCCCGCCGACAAUCAUGAUCGCACAGUCCUUGUACCUCCACACCUCGGGCCCAAUGUUCUCUCCAACAACCCAUUCUUCAGCAAACUCCUGCGCCAUGCUCGCCGGGACCGUCUUGCCGUCCGAGAUGUCGACCUCGGCGUGGAGAAGACGUACACGGACAUUCUGUCCGACGCUCUCUCCUUCCGAGCUGUUCUGCAGGAGUCGCUUCCCUCAGAAACUCUGAAAGCGCUCAAGGACGGUGAUGAGGUCUAUGUCGGCGUUUUAGCUGCUGGUGGCUACGAGUUCACCGUCGCAGUGCUGGCAGUGCUGGCGAUCGGGGCAGCCGUGGUCCCAAUUUCCACGUCUGCCCCAGUCAAGGAGGCUUCCUACUUUGUCAACAAGUCAAGACAGGUUCUCCUCCUGGUAAGCGAGGAUGCCGUUCACCUCGGGCGCGAUAUUCAACACGAUCUCCAGACCACCACAAAUCUGAAGCUCCCCGUCAUCCCGAUCUUGUCCAACCUUCCCAAACAACCCAAAUAUACGGCCUUCGACAUGGUCAUAUCUUCAACCCAUUUCCUCUCCGAUACCGCUGCAGGCGUCGUCAUCUUCACCUCCGGAACCACAGGGUUGCCAAAAGGCGCUGUAAUGCGCCGCUCCUACGUCCACGAAACGGCCCUAGCAAUCGGCGAGGGCUACGACGUAUCCCACAAUGAUGUCCUUCUCCAUGUCCUCCCAGUCCAUCACACCACAGGGUUGCAGACGUCUUUCUUCGUCUUCCUGGUUGCGGGCGCGUGUAUAGAAUUCAAGCGUGGGGGCUUUGACCCCGCCUGGGUCUGGAAUCGCUGGCUACAAGGGGCCUUGACGAUUUUCUCAGCCGUGCCUACGAUCCUGCUCCGCCUGAAGUGGCAUUACGAGAAGCACAUCGCCGUGUUGCCUCCCCAGGAACGACGCCAGUACGACGACGCAGUGAACCAGUUCCGCGAGAUCAUGUGCGGGUCUUCCGCUUUGCAGGACAACGUGCAGGAGUUCUGGACCGAUCUACGCCGAGGACGCGCCAUUCUGACGAGAUACGGCGCGACCGAGUUCCCGGGCUGUUUAAAAGUCCCGGCCAACGCGCCCGAUGAUCUACCCAAGGGUUGCGUGGGCUUGCCCGUGCCAGGCGUCGAGGUGCGGCUCUCCGAAGGGGAUCACGGCGAACUGUUGGUCCGCUCGCCGUACAUGUUCAGCAAGUACCUGUUCGACGUGGAGGCCACACUGAAAGCGCACGACGGCGACGGCUUCUUCAAGACGGGCGACAUCCUCCGACGAGAGGGGAACUAUUACUUCGUCGUCGGACGGGAGAGUGUAGACAUCAUCAAAUCGGGCGGGUACAAGGUCAGUGCGAUUGACGUUGAAAAGGCGUGUCAAAAAUUGCCCUACGUCAACGAAGUCGCAGUGGUUGGUGUGGACGAUGAGGAGUUUGGCCAGAGGGUCGGCGCCAUCAUUGGCGUCAAGUCGUCCGCGGAGGUCCGGGACGUUACUAUCGAGCGACUCCGCAAGGACUUGAGAAGCAGCUUGACGGCGUAUAAGCUUCCCACGAUACUGAGAGUCGUGCAAGGCGAGUUACCCAAGGGCGGCACGGGGAAGGUGCAGAAGAAGAUGCUGGGCCCUGCAAUGUUCCCCGCGGACUGGCGGUCACGGAAGGAGGUCCAGUACUGGGACCGUGACAGCAAGAAGAAAGGGGCGAAGUUGUAA